This is a messenger RNA of Vombatus ursinus (common wombat), 3702 nucleotides long. It is a transcript of the gene SPSB3, whose product is annotated as splA/ryanodine receptor domain and SOCS box containing 3. The record is from RefSeq and is a predicted model, not a curated record. Gene Ontology annotation, biological process: proteasome-mediated ubiquitin-dependent protein catabolic process. The transcript is spliced from 5 exons. The coding region runs from base 2141 to 3073 and encodes 310 amino acids. Gene Ontology annotation, cellular component: SCF ubiquitin ligase complex. Lineage: Eukaryota; Metazoa; Chordata; Mammalia; Diprotodontia; Vombatidae. Gene Ontology annotation, molecular function: protein binding.
CCACCCUCUGGACCUGAACAAGUGCUGUGUCAGGGUGGUGGAAGGUCAGGGCAGAAAUUCCUUGCAUUGCCUGAUGUCUCAACUCUGAUGAUACACUCAUGACUCCUUGUUGCAUCUGGUUCAACAAUUAAUGUAACAGCUGACAUAAGAACCUCAGUUUGAAUUUGUAAUUUAUGAGACUGUGGUCAGAAUACUUCCCUGUUUAUUUGUGUGGCAGCUUUAUGCCAGCCUGGGACUGAAAAAGAAAAUGGUGCUGCCUUCAAUUGUCCUUCCUUUAAGUGCCAUGUAAAUGCUUGCUAGCUAGGUUGUAGGGAAUAAAGCUCAGCAGGGAGGCUAGAUAGGAGCUGUAUUCUUAGAGGUAAUUUCUGGGCCAGUGAAGCAACAGCCUUUCUCUUUGUUGCCACAAACUACUUGUUGCUUGUGGAUCAGGCUUCUACUGUUGCUUCUAGAAACCUUCCCCCGCAGUCUGUGGCAGUGAGGCUUAAGUGGAAUAGUAAGGUCUUGGUUGGACUUCUCAGUUCAGAGUGGGAUCUUGGGGUGGGUUGCCUGUGGUUGAGCUGAGUGUGGAGAGGGGAAGGGCUAUUGUGUUAUAAAUGGGAAAUGUUAUUGUUGUCAUUAUCAUGUUGGUUCCAGGCAACCCUGAAAGUAGUGGGUGAAAAGAACUGCACUUUAGUAGGGAAGUUGGGAGGCCAUUUUCAGUUUCCUUUCUCUGCCCUCAAAUCAUCCCUGCUAGAGGCCAAGAAAUCCUUAAAUCUUUGCCUCAGGUCAUAGUUAUCACAGGAAAGAGUUAAGACUAGGCCCUCUAAAAGUAAUGUGCUUCUGCACAGUACUGUGCUAGAAAUUGGAUGAGAUACAAAGAUUAUUCAAUAUAGUCCUUGCCCUAAUGGAGGGUAGAAAGUAUGUUGAUAUAGGUAACACAGAUUAGAACAUAGUCAUUCAUAAAAGCAGUGCACCUUGAAGUUGUGUAUCAUUCAUUUCAGCCUCAUAACCACCCUCUAAGGUAGAGAGUGAAGGUUCUCCCAUUUUACAAAUGAGGAAACAGACUUGGAGAAGUUGGUGACUUGCCCAUAAUCACAUGGCUAUUAAGUUUUGAUUGUGAGGUUCAAACCCAAGUCUUUGGGCAGUCAAAUCCAUUCAGCUUCCUCCAUAUGUAACAAAUGUGAAUUCCCUACAUCUUUGAACUGUGUACUAUAGGAAUUGUUAUCCCCAUUUUACAGAUGGGUAAACUGGAGUACCUAGAGGUUUUGGCAGGGUUGGAAGCCAGAUUUCUCUUGAUUCCAAGACUAGCUCCAGUUCUUAGCUGGCAGUUACUGAGGUGGUGGGAAAUAGAUGGUCAGUAUUCAGGUUAGAGCAUUUUGGCUACAUUAGCUGACUAUAUGCUUGAGUACAACUGAAGGUGGCCACCAAGGUUUCAAGGGCCCAGGAACUACCUAUGAUCAGAAUCAUAAAGAUAAGAUAAGUUUUAGUAGAAGGGACAUUCAAAAUCAUCUAUGAGGACACUGAGGCUAAGAGAAAGGAAAUGACUUGAGUUUCUGUCACUCAGGUAGUGACAGAGGCCAGGAUUUAAACCUAGUUCUUCUGAAUCCUAAUUCAAUGGUUUUUAAUUACAUUCUUAAUGAUGCAUGAGGUGGAGAAUUACAGUGUUGGGAAGUACGGUGUCUGAUGAGCUCAUUGGGUAGGACUGGGAGUGGGAAAAUCCCUAGUGAUCCUAUGGCUGAAAGCAUGCCUAAGGGUGUGGUGCUUAUGCUAAAUAGGAAGAGUCUAGCUGCCUACUGAAUUGGUCCCUAGAAUGAGUGAGUACUGGAGAAGGCAGGGAGAAGGGGUGUUGGCUUUGGUUGUGACCCUUGGUAGUUUCUGGAUGAUGGUAGAGUAGUUAGAUGUCAAAGAAGAUAGCUCUGUGCUUCUGGUAACCUGUUGCCUAGCCCCAAGAACUACAUGGUUUUAUUGAUACCACACUUUUAGGUUGCUUUGGCCAUUGGGUAGUCUGGCUAUGAACUACUGUCCUUGUUGAGAGGAACUCAUGGGACAAACAUAGGGAAGUUUUAACUGCUGGAGAUUGAGUUCUGAGGGAGCUUCCCACAUCACAGGCUUCAUCUUACCCUUUGCUUGUUUAUCUCUUUUAUUGCAGAUCUUCUCCGCCAUGGCCCGACGCACCCGCAGCAGCCGGGCCUGGCAUUUUGUUCUGAGUGGGGCCCGCCGGGAGGCAGAUGCCCGAGCUAUGGCUUUGGCCUCUGGCACCACCAACUGGGGCUAUGAUUCCGAUGGACAGCACAGUGACUCAGACUCAGAAGCAGAAUUCCCCUCCCUGCCACCAUCCAUCCCGAGUGCUGUGCCUGUAACUGGGGAAUCCUACUGCGACUGUGAGAGCCAAAGCGAAACUCCGUACUGUGCCAGCCUCCACACCAGCCAUCGAAGCAGGGACUGCCAGUGUGGCGAGGAAGAUGACUAUUUUGACUGGGUAUGGGAUGAUCUGAACAAAUCGACAGCCACUCUGCUAAGCUGUGACAACCGCAAAGUCAAUUUUCACAUGGAGUAUAGCUGUGGCACAGCAGCCAUACGAGGGAACAAGGAGCUAUGUGAAGGCCAGCAUUUUUGGGAGAUUAAGAUGACUUCUCCAGUCUAUGGCACUGAUAUGAUGGUUGGCAUUGGGACAUCAGAUGUAAAUCUGGACAAGUACCGCCAUACAUUCUGCAGCUUGCUGGGCAAGGAUGAAGACAGUUGGGGCCUCUCCUACACAGGAGUUGCUGCCACCAAACUGCAGAACAAGAAAUUCUACCCCAUGGUUUGCUCCACUGCCGCUAAGAGCAGCAUGAAGGUGAUCCGAUCUUGUGCCAGCCUCACUUCCCUGCAGUAUCUGUGUUGCUACCGCCUGCGCCAACUGCUGCCUGACUCUGGGGACACACUGGAAGGAUUGCCUCUGCCCCCUGGCCUCAAGCAGGUGCUGCACAACAAACUGGGCUGGGUCCUGAGCAUGAACUGUAACCCCCUGCCGUCACCAUCACCCAAGGUGGCAGCGUGCUCGGGGAGCCCAGAGGCCAAGCCGUGUCAAAGGAAGAGGUGUCGACGGACUUAACUUAUUUUCCAAUGAAAACUGCCUUGUUGGGCUUGGGGUGGCUUCUCUUUCUUUUCCCUUUCCUCCACACACUUUUGGGACAAGAGGGAAGGUUGGGAGGGGAGGUUGCCCAUCCCCGUCUUCGGGGCCAGCUCUGCUGGUUGGAAUCUGCCAAGAUACUCCCCUCAUUCAGGAACUAGUUUAGUUCACGGCACCUGCUCCUCACCUGGACUGGAAGACUGUGCCAUGAACCUGUCAGCUCAGAAAGGGAUGAUCACAGCAAGGCUCCCUGAGCCCUUAUUCUGGACUUAGCCCAGGGGUCAUUCCGGGUCCUCUUUAGAGUGGUGGUGAUUGCAGUGCUACUGCCUCCCUCUGGGGGCAGUGUGUGAUCACUCCUGCCUCAGGGAGGGGAGGGUAAUGCUGCAGCCUAGCCUCAGCCUUUCUCAAAUGUGCCGCUAAAAGGGGUGAGGAGAAAAGCCUGGCUAUUAUUAAGAUGUGUGUCUGUGUUCCCCCUCCACCCCUUGGGGCUUCAAAUCUAGGAUCUAGAAUUUUUUUUUAAAAAACCUGCUUUGCAUGUUGUGUCAGCUUCUGCUCCUGUAUCAGAGACUGUAUCAAAUCACUGUAAUAAAGUUAAAAUAGUUUAUAUUGAA